AAAAUAUUCAAAGGCUGUUUAGUUUGUUCUCCACUCACGGCAUUGGGUCCUAUUUACCUUAUAUAUCAUUCUUGGGUUCCACUCUACACUACGCUCCUCGUCCAAGUUUCUCAUCUAAUCAAAACAUGAACAGACAGGGCCAGAGAUCCGGUGCGACGGGGGUGCACCAUAACCGCCAGCACUCCGAGCACUAUCUCGAUGCUUCUUCCAAGUGGUUCAACUCCUCCUCCAAUCACAUUCCUCCUCUUCAGGACUACAAUCUGUACGGUGGCGGAGGCAGAAUGUACCGGAACAGCGUGCAGAAGAACUUCAGUGAGUAUUCUAUGGAUCCGUUAACGCCUCCUCGUAGUUAUGCCGUUAAGAAAAACGGUGACGAGGACGAUUCUCCUCGCGAUUUCAGCCCUGGCCUCUUGGAUAUCCAUUCCUUCGAUACAGAGCUUCUUCCUCAGAUUCCGUCCUCGAACGCGUAUGAUUCCGAGCCUUACAUUUUCAGCAAACAAACUAGCAGAACUCGUGCUAUUGAUAACAACGUCUACAAUAGUCUUGCCGCCGCAGAGAAUCUGAAGUCUAGCAAUGUAGCUAAGAUUAAAGUCGUGGUUCGCAAGAGACCGCUAAAUAAGAAGGAGACAGCUAAGCAUGAGGAGGAUAUUAUAGACACAGUUUCAAAUUCUUUAACCGUGCACGAGACCAAACUUAAGGUUGAUUUAACUCAGUAUGUUGAGAAGCAUGAGUUUGUUUUUGAUGCUGUUUUGAAUGAAGAGGUUACAAAUGACGAGGUGUAUCGUGAAACAGUGGAGCCCAUAGUUCCAAUAAUAUUUCAACGCACUAAGGCAACUUGCUUUGCGUAUGGUCAAACAGGAAGUGGAAAAACUUACACAAUGAAGCCACUACCUCUUAAAGCAUCAAGGGACAUCUUGAGAUUGAUGCAUCAUACGUACAGGAGUCAGGGAUUUCAGUUGUUUGUGAGUUUCUUUGAAAUAUAUGGUGGGAAGCUUUUUGAUCUCCUUAAUGACCGAAAAAAACUGUGCAUGAGGGAGGAUGGCAAGCAACAAGUUUGCAUUGUUGGUUUGCAAGAGUACCAAGUAUCGGAUGUAGAGACCAUCAAGGAACUGAUUGAGCAAGGAAAUGCCACAAGAAGUACUGGCACCACAGGUGCAAACGAGGAGUCCUCACGGUCACAUGCAAUUCUUCAGCUUGCUAUCAAGAGAUCAGUUGAUGGAAAUGUAUCCAAGCCUCCCCGAGUUGUUGGGAAGCUUUCCUUCAUAGAUCUUGCUGGAAGUGAACGUGGAGCAGAUACCACAGAUAAUGACAAACAGACAAGAAUAGAAGGUGCUGAGAUCAAUAAGAGCUUGCUCGCCUUAAAGGAAUGCAUAAGAGCUCUAGAUAAUGACCAAGGACACAUCCCAUUCAGAGGCAGCAAAUUGACUGAAGUUCUGAGGGAUUCAUUUGUUGGUGAUUCCCGCACUGUUAUGAUAUCUUGCAUAUCACCAAGUUCCGGUUCAUGUGAACAUACUCUGAAUACAUUAAGAUAUGCUGACAGGGUAAAAAGCUUAUCCAAAGGGAACAAUUCUAAGAAGGACGUUUUAUCUUCAAAUUUCAACCUUAAAGAUUCAAUUACUAUUCCCUUGUCUUCUGUUAAUACAUAUGCUUAUGAGGAUCGCACAACUGAUACAUGGCCUGAAGAAAAAGACGGGGAUGAAUUUAGUCCUCCUGAAGAUUACUAUGAACAGGUGAAACCAUCUUGGAAGAAAAAUGGAAAGAUAGAGCCAUAUGGUGUAACAGAUGACAAAUUUAAGAAACCCCCCAAUGGCCAGAUUAAAUGGAAGGACAUCCCAAAAGUUGAACCUAAAACAGUACAGCCUGAUGAUGAUUUGAAUGCCCUCUUACAGGAAGAAGAAGACCUUGUAAAUGCUCACCGGAAACAAGUAGAGGAAACCAUGAAUAUUGUUAGAGAGGAAAUGAACCUCUUGGUUGAAGCAGACAAACCAGGUAAUCAGCUGGAUGAUUAUAUAGCAAAACUAAAUGCCAUUCUGUCUCAGAAGGCAGCUGGCAUCAUGCAGUUACAAACCCGUUUAACUCAUUUCCAGAAACGUUUAAAGGAGCAUAGCGUUCUGGCUUCUUCUGCUGGUUACUAAUUUAAAUCAGACUCCUGGGGUUAAGUGGAUGGGGAUCGAGUUAUUCGUAGUGAUGGGGAAAAGUUUGGAAUAGCAUAUCGUGAAAAGGAUUUUUUUUUUUUUUUUUACUUUUUUAAACCAUAAAUUGUUUGGAAGUUUUCAUGAGGGAGUGGUGCAUUCAUCUCCCUUGUUUGGAAGUUAAGAUUAUAAAUAAUUGAUAUAAAUUACAAAUUUAAAUCCAA
Vigna umbellata (rice bean) is the source of this 2356-nucleotide messenger RNA. RefSeq names its product kinesin-like protein KIN-13B. Gene Ontology annotation, cellular component: microtubule. The record is from RefSeq and is a predicted model, not a curated record. NCBI's taxonomy places the organism in Eukaryota, Viridiplantae, Streptophyta, Magnoliopsida, Fabales, Fabaceae. Gene Ontology annotation, molecular function: microtubule binding; ATP binding; microtubule motor activity. Gene Ontology annotation, biological process: microtubule-based movement; microtubule depolymerization.